GCUCAUAUUGUGCAGCUGGUGCAGCGGAAAGAAAAAGUUUGUGGUGAAACAUUAUCAGCCAGAACAUUCAUGUCUCUUAGGGGCCACUAGGAAUAGAAGGGUAACAACCCAUGUUGUUGCCAAUAUGUUUGGGGAGAUAACAAGUUCUGUGUCUUCCAUUAGACCUAAACAUUUGAAGGCAAUGGUGAGAAAAGAAUUGGGAGUGUUCAUUACAGACAAGGUCUGUAGGAAUGCUAGGAGCUUAGUUAUUAAGAAGAUUGAAGAACAAUUCAAGGAGGAUUUCAAGGUGCUGAAUAACUAUGCUUUGGAGUUAAAAACAACAAAUCCUGGCAGUAGUGUUCACAUUAUGACUGAAAGACAGAAGCUAGAUGAGUUACCUUUAUUUAAGAGGAUCUACAUAUGUAUAGCAGCAAUUAGGGAAGGGUUCAUCAAUGGUUGCAGGAGGGUUAUUGGCAUUGAUGGGUGUUUUUUGAAGGGUUCAGUGAAAGGGCAGAUAUUGACUGCAGUUGGAAGAGAUGGCAACAAUCAAAUGUUCCCUGUUGCAUGGGCCGUUGUGGACAAGGAAACAUCUGAAACAUGGCUAUGGUUUAUUGAACUUCUCAAAGUUGACCUUCUCAUCGAGGAUGGGCUUGGAUGGGUAGUGCUUAGUGACAUGCAAAAGGGCCUUCAACAUGCAGUGAAUGCUUUGCUUCCACUAAUUGAGCAUAGGAUGUGUGCUAGACACAUCUAUGCAAGAUGGGGGAAAAUUCAUCCAGGAAAAGAUCUACAGAUUCAAUUCUGGAAUGUUGCAAAGUCUUCAAGUCAACCAGAAAUGCGAAAACAAUUGGACAGAAUGAAGAGCCUAAAGGGUGGUGUGAAGGCUGCAGAAGAAUUACUUGAGAGAUGGCCUAUUUCAGGUUGGUGCCUUGAAUUCUUUAAUGACAUAGUUAAGUGUGAUGUAAUUGACAAUAACAUGUGUGAAACAUUUAAUGGGGUAAUCUUAGACUCUAGAAGCAAACCAAUAAUCACAAUGCUUGAAGAUAUUAGGCAAUAUGUAAUGACUAGAGUGGUUGUCAAAAGAGAGUAUUGUAUGGAAAUGGAAAAAUGCAUGUGGCCCUAACAUUGUUGCUAGAAUUGAGAAGGCCAGGAAGAGAAGUUUAAAUUGGCAUGUGGAAUGGAAUGGUGGAGCAAGCCAUGAAGUUUUUUGGGAUGAUCUAGUGCAACAUGUCAGGGAGGGAUAUGUAGUCAUGUUAGCAGACCAAAGUUGUUCAUGUGGGAGAUGGAACAAAAGUGGAGUCCCAUGUGAACAUGCCAUGGUUGCAAUUUCAUUUAAUGGUGCAGAUCCACUAGAGUAUGUGUCUGAGUGGUUUAAAAGAGACACAUACAUCAAAGCAUAUAAUUCAUCUGUGAACCCAGUAAAAGGAAGGGAAUUCUGGCCAGUA
This is a messenger RNA of Dioscorea cayenensis subsp. rotundata (Guinea yam), 1421 nucleotides long. RefSeq lists its product as uncharacterized. NCBI's taxonomy places the organism in Eukaryota, Viridiplantae, Streptophyta, Magnoliopsida, Dioscoreales, Dioscoreaceae. The transcript has 2 exons. The record is from RefSeq and is a predicted model, not a curated record. The coding region runs from base 125 to 1099 and encodes 324 amino acids.